Molecule: messenger RNA, 3519 nt
Organism: Symbiodinium sp. CCMP2456
Lineage: Eukaryota; Dinophyceae; Suessiales; Symbiodiniaceae
Source: the annotation of a GenBank genome assembly
AUGCAGUAUCGAUACGACGAGCAGCAGUGGAACCUUGACCUCAAAAAGCAUUGGAGCUUGUUCGACCUUCAAACUACGCCCGAGAAAGAAGGGAAACCUUCCGCAUUCCGACAAGGCAACCUGGUGCUGGUUUCCGGAUGUAUCACGACACUAUGUCCUCAACAGCUCAAGGCCAACAUGGACCAUCCGAUCGGCUAUCUGCCGACAGACUGGACGCCAGAGCGGAAGGUUCCUUUCACAUCCCCUACGCACGUCUCCCGGUUUGAGGGCAUCAAGCAGGUUGGCACAAGCCUGAUGGUUGUACCCCCGCCUCCAACGAGCUCCACAGCGCCGGGAGCUCCCAAGGUUUUGGUAAGCGUUUCCAAGAACGCCGUGCCCAUGGUUCUGCACCUGUCAGGGCUCGCAAUGCACCGUGGCAGCGUUGAUGAUGAGGAUACUUGCAGACCGCUUGAUCUCAGAGAACAGCGGACAAAUAUCGACAUCCGAGAGAUCAACUUUCAGGGCGGGGCGGCUCUGAGGCCGAGAUCGUGGGAGGGCACGAUGCAGCAGGAUGAUUUGGAAACGCCCCGUUACAAAAGAGAGGAUAAGAUUGUGCUCUUGCAGGGCUCUUUUGAUGCAACAGUCUUCGGGUUCGAGAAGCAGACCAUCGCAUUCUUGCCGGAGGACGUCCGCCCAUGGCGGACAGUCCGCUGCCUGGCGACAUUGCUGAAGAGGCGGCCCAACCAAAAUGGAGAGCAAGACAUCGCUUCCGAGCUCAUGGCAGAUGAGUCCUUGGCAGUGACUAUUCACACAAACGGACACAUCUGCGUCGAAGGAGGCAACAUUCACUCCUUGGAUAAAAAAGGCCGCAUGCGAGUUGUGCCGCAGAAAAAGCGUGGCUGGCUUUACUUGGAUGGUGUUCGUUUCAUCCUUGCCAAAGGCGAUCCAAUCCAGGUUUCUACCGCCCUGGCAGAAGAGAAAGAGCGGAAAGUUUCUACACUUUUCGCUGAUGAUGAUGAAGAUGCAGUUUCCUACAGGCAAGGCAGUAUCGUGUGUCUUGAGGGGAUUUUGCACUGGCCCACCACAAAAGGCACACCACACGUACGCAGAGCCCUUGGCUUUCUUCCUAAAGGCCACUGGCCAGAGCGGCGCGAGGUCUUCUUCACGCGUGGCCAUACAUUCGAGGAGGAGGAGCGAUGCAGGGUCGACAUUGACCGCUACGGCCGCGUGUUCUGCCCAGAAGGUGGGGCCGAAAAUGGCAGAGUGAAUCUGAGUGGAAUCAUCUUCAAAGCUGCAGAUCCAGACACUACGCCGGCAACAAGCCCACAGUCCCAAGAUUGGGAUGAGCUCUCAAUUCAAUAUUGCAGUGCGAAACAAGAUGCUGACCACGGCUACAAGCUGCUGGAAGCUUUCAUCCAGACCUGCACGAAGAAGGAAUGGGCCUACAUCGAGCACGCGAUCUCGCAGCAGGUCACGGGACGCAAGCUUCAAACUCCAUGGGGCCAGGGAAUCGCGCCAAGGGGCGUUCAAAGGAUCAACGAGCAUGACCUCGAUGAGGAUAUGAGGUUUCUCUGGGAUAAGAAGAUCCGCAAGGUCGUGGAUGAUAAGCUGGGCAUCAAGAGCCCGCAUAUGCUGUUCCAGCUCUCCUUGCCAAAGCUGCAGCUGGUUUGUGAUCUUUUGCGCAAGGAGCAAGUGGGUUUGAAAGAGAGGGAGCUGGCCAACCUCAAGAACAUGCACGAACGGCUGUCGGAAGGCUGGGAAAUCUCAAAGCACGGCGAUCUCCACUUUAAGCUCCUGAGAGACACGGCGGUGGAGAUUGUCGAUCAAAUGGUCACGAGGUGGGAUUUUGACGCGCAGAUUGGCGGGUUGCUGACCAACGACUUCCGGGCACCUGAAUCGAUCAGACAUUUGUAUCCAGAGCGCUUGCGUGGGGAUGUUGCGAAGAAGGUUCAUGCGAUGAGCAAUGACGACAAGACGAAGUAUGAGGAGAUCUAUCAGUUUUUUAGAAACUUCGAGACGAACGGAAACACGAUGACCCACUGUAGCCUCAUGGGCACGGGUGAUACCUUCACUGCUACGGGCAAGUGGCAUUUCCCUGACACCACAAGUGUGCAGAAGCAGCUGUUUGAAAGCAUUGCAUGGCUCUUCGAAAGAGACAUCCACCACUACAUCUCCGAACGCCAGACACCGGUGUUUCCAUUCAUUGAGGAUUUCGACAUUGAGGCAAGUGAUGGCUACUGCGAGAAAGACCCUAAGACUGGUCACUCACCUCCUCCGGACGACGACAUCAUGUACAAACCAGGGAAGAACAACGGAGACCCCGGGGAGCUCAUACGCUGGCGUGCCAAGGCCAUUCAUCACUUGUUCCCGCAGCUGGCUCAGUUGCGAUGCUUGGUCUACUCGGCAUCAGGCUACAACAAGGGCAAGGAGCGGAUAAAGACGUCUUUCCAUUUGGUCUGGCCCGAACUGAUCGUUGAGCCAGGCACGGCCGGGCUUUUACGUGAAGUGACUUUGGAGCUCUUUGACGAAGAGACGCACAAAGAAGGAUCAUUUCUGCAAAAGCUGCGCAAAAAACUGAUGGGUUUCUACCAGUCAAACGAUUGGUUUAAUGUCUUCGACAAGACGACAAUCAGUGCCACGAAUGGUCUGCGACUCCCAUAUAACGACAAAGUUUCGUCCGUUUACCGAAACGAGGAGGACAAGCUGAAGGUUGAGAAUGGAGAAAUGGCGAAAGGCAAGGCACCCAAGAAGCGCGUCAAAGAAAACCGCUAUUCAAAGGCGGUCGGAGAGCUGUUGUUCACCUUCGAAGCGGAUGUGGCAACCGGCGGUCAGGAAGACAAGAUCGUUUCUGCGAAGUGGCAGAACACUGACAGCAGAACUAUUGCUCAGUGGAUUCAGAUGGGAUCCUGCCGCCUGGACAUGUCCGACCCAGAGAGGACGCGGCCGACGCAAGUAUGUCCCACCAGAGAGGGCAAGCGCCUCCUUCGUAAACUGAAGAGGAAACGCGAGAGUGAUGGAAUCGAUUUCGAACUGGAGUUAAGUUCGGAUGAGGAGGGUUACGCACUGAAGAUCCCUCAUCCAAACGUACGGCGGUGCAAGCUCCCGACCCUCGAGUUCGCAAAACUGUUUGACGAGCAACUGGGGGGCGAGGUGGACGACUUGGAGCUGGACCAAGAGGAUGGCAACAAGGAGCUUGCCAAGAUGCUCAAAGGAUCGUGGAUCAGUGUUACCCCGGAUCAAGCACUGUGGAGAGGGCCUGCCAGUGAGCAAAGCAAGGCCAAGUGUCUUGGCUGGAUGCCAAGUUGGAGCCUCAAGCGUGGAAGGCACGCUUCAGAGCCUUCGAUGAGCAGACCCCUUGAACUGGUUUACCUUCGGAGGUUUAACAACCAGGAUGUGGGAAAGAUUUUCGUGGAUGGCCCGACAAGGACGAAGCAGUUCAUUAUAGACAUCUUGAGAGGGUGUGGUCCGGAUAUUACGAAGGAUGAUGUUGCGGUGGUCCCGCGCUACGACCCCACAAAGUCCAGGUGGAUCAACAGAUGA